Molecule: messenger RNA, 5296 nt
Organism: Drosophila rhopaloa
Lineage: Eukaryota; Metazoa; Arthropoda; Insecta; Diptera; Drosophilidae
Product: fibrillin-1
Exons: 9
Coding region: 96-5174 (1692 amino acids)
Molecular function (GO): calcium ion binding
Source: RefSeq, a predicted model, not a curated record
CUUUCCUUGGCUCUCGACGGAAACGAAGUCAUCAGAAGUGAGAGUGGAAAGGUGUAAAGAAGCUGUUCUAUAAGGAUCGUGUAUAGGGCUGCAGAAUGUGGGCGGCGAAAUAUGUUUUAUGCGCGCUGACAUGCGUUGCAUUUGCUACAGCUUCAUCAAACUCCGAACGCAAAAGGAAAAGUAAAAUGGAUGUUCCUGAAGAUCCCAGUGUGCCGCUGGAAUUGGCCCGCACUUUGGACAUGAGCUGCUCGUCGGCCCAGAUCUCGCCGCCGGUGAUUAGCCAUGGAAAAGUGGCCCUAAUCGAUCGUCGUCGGAGGGGCAAAAAGGUAUUCCUAGUCGCCUUUUACGCCUGUGACGAAGAAUACGGCUUCGAAAAUACAAACAAUGCCAUGUUCUGCUCAAAUGAGAGCUGGUUGGGUGAUUUACCCACCUGCUUACCCCAGCGGGAUUUUUUGGAACAGGAGGAUGAGUUUGAGGAGUACGAUACGGUGCCUAAUUACGAUAACGAGGAAGAUGAUGAUGAUGAAAAUGAGAUAGGUGAUGUCGAACCACCAAGACCACCACCACCGCCGGUAACGGAAAAUGUUGUUGUGCCUUCAGUAAGAGCCGAAUCCAAGCCAGAACCAGAAAUCGUUAUUCAUAUUAAUGAAAACGAAGCAAAUCAAUCUGAAGCGGGUGGAAGCACAAUCCAGGAACCAGAUUUCCAAAGUUUCAUGGAAUCCGAAAAACCAACUUUUGUAGAACUUACGAAGGAACCCGUUCCUACGACUCCCAAAAACGAACUUCCCCAGAAUGUCUCAACCGAAAAUAUUAGCUCCAACAACACGUUUGUUGCAGCAAAAAAGGAUAUUUAUGAGCCGACCUUGUUGGAUAACAAUUGUGGGCAGGAUAAUGGCGGUUGUGAGCACAUAUGCAUGAGAUUGCUCUAUCCAGAUGAAAACGAACCCGUUCAAAAAUGCAACUGUCAAAAGGGCUACACCCUUGACCUCAACGAUUAUACCAGCUGUCUAGAUAUUGACGAAUGCCUGGAGUCGAAUGGCGGUUGCACGGAAAUUUGCGAAAACAUGCCAGGAGAAUAUAAAUGCGCUUGUCAAACUGGUUACAAAAUAGAUAUUUCUGAUGGAAAAACUUGUGUGGAUAUCGAUGAAUGUGCCAAUAGCGAGCUGUCACCGGACUGUCAAGGUGGCUGCACAAAUCUGCCUGGUUCCUAUCGUUGUGAGGUACUUUUGGAAGUGGAAGUAAAGUCUCCCACCGCUUCGGAGGAAUCCACACCGGAGGUCACCGAUAUUCCAGUACAUAAAUCAUGCAAUCCAGGCUUUAAGCUCGCCGCCGAUGGCAGCGACUGUCUGGACAUAAAUGAGUGUGAGGAGAAGGAUUCCUACUGUCAACAAAACUGUGAGAAUACGAUCGGCUCCUUCCGUUGCUCCUGCCUGGAGGGCUAUCAUCUGCUCGAGGAUCAGUGGAGCUGUGCCUUGGAUGGCUGUGCGGAUCUGCAAAAGCCGGAAUUAAAUCGAACUCGAUGUGCCCACGCGUGCGAGGAUCUUCCCGAAGGAAGUUACCGAUGCACGUGUCCCAACGGCUACAAACUCUCAGAGGAUGGGCAUUCCUGUCUGGUGGACGAAUCUGUUGUCUCCAAUGAGAAGGAAAUAAAGAACUGCUCGCCGGGAACCUGUUCUCCCAGUGAGGAUGAUUGCAGCUUAGGUUGCAUUUGUCCAACGGGCUACCGCAGUGAUGAGUUCGGUUGCCAGGACAUUGACGAGUGCGCGGAUGGCUCUCACCUGUGCAGUCACAGCUGCCAGAAUACCCCGGGUGGCUAUCAGUGUGUGUGUCCCGAAGGACUAAGUCUGGUUGAGGAGUACACCUGUGUGGCCGAGGACCGCUGCGAGGUGAACAACAAUGGUUGCGAGCAGAUCUGCCUGACGGCCAGAGGAGGUGCCUGCUCCUGUCGCGACGGCUACCACCUGAGUCCCAACGGCAAGAGCUGCCAGGAUGUGGACGAGUGCCUGGUGAGGAACGGCGGCUGCCAGCAGGUGUGCCGCAAUCUGCCAGGUUCGUAUGGGUGUCUGUGUGCCGCGGGCUUUGAACUCCUCAAGCUGGAUGGCCUCCGUGGCUAUUGCUUCGACAUCGACGAGUGCUCGCGGGGAACUCACGGGUGCAGCGAUCAAAUGCUUUGCGAGAACCUCAAUGGUUCGUACACCUGCCUCUGCCCACCAGGCUAUGCCCUGGGAUUGGAUAACCACAUUGCCACAUCACUAAACACCUCACUAUCUCAUGACUCAACCUCAUUCGCACCUCCGUCCUCAUCCGCAUGCUUGGACAUCGACGAGUGCUCUCUGGCCAAUGGGAACUGCUCUCACUUUUGCCAAAACGAGCCGGGUGGCUUUCGGUGCUCCUGUCCCUUCGGUCAUGCCCUGUCGGAGGAUAUGCACACCUGCCAGGACAUCGAUGAGUGUGCCGAUAAUAAUGGCCAGUGCUCGCAGCUCUGCUUGAAUCAACCGGGGGGCUUUGCCUGUGCCUGCGAAACGGGUUUCGAACUCUCUCCCGAUGGCUUUGGUUGCUCCGAUAUCGAUGAGUGCUCUCGGAAUUAUGGAAACUGUAGCGACAUCUGCAUCAAUCUUCUAGGUACCCACGCCUGCGCCUGCGAAAGGGGCUACGAGUUGACCGCGGACAAGAAGUCCUGCCAGGAUGUGGACGAGUGUGCGGGACUCCUUUCCGGCGGCUGCUCCCACGAGUGCAUCAACAAGGCGGGCACCUUUGAGUGCGGCUGCCCCUUGGGCUAUGUCCUCACCGAGGACGAUCGCAGUUGUCGUCCCGUUCUGGUGGGAUGUCCACCUGGUGCACAGCGGACCUCCGAGGGCUGUGUUCCGAUUGACUGUGGUCGGGGAUUCACCCUGGGAUCGGAUGACAAGUGCGUGGACGUCGACGAAUGCCUGGAGAAGAACGGAGGCUGCUCACAUCGCUGUUCGAAUAGCGAGGGUUCUUUCAAGUGCAGUUGCCCACCGGGCUAUAAAUUGAACAGUGAUCAAAGGACUUGCCAGGACAUAGACGAGUGCGCUCAGGACAAGACAAGUUGCAUCUCCGGAAAAUGUGUAAACGAGAUUGGAGGCUUCCGUUGCGAGUUCCCCAAAUUCCCCGACUUGCCGGUGGUUCCUUCGCUUUCAGCGCUGCCUGAACUGCCGAAGCCGGACUCCAAGAAACCCAAGUAUCCUGACUUCACCGAAUUGUCAAAUGAUAUUCCCAAAAGUCCAAAAAAUCCUGACUUCCCCGAGUUUCCAAAGAGAGAAUUCCCCUCGUUGCCAAGAUAUCCACCAGAUCUCCCAAGUCUCCCGCCUCUUGGAGAGCUACCCACAACCACAAGCACAACCACAACGCCGUCACCUCUUCCUAAGCUUCCUGAUUUCCCCAAAAAUCCUUUUGGCAACCCACUUCAACCCAGAGAUCGCUGUCCUCGAUUCCAAGCACCGCGCAAUGGCAAGUCCCAUUGCAAUAGGUAUCGCCAUAAGGAGCACCGGUUCUACAACAGUCGCUGCCGCAUUACCUGCAAUCCGGGAUAUGUCCUACAGGGUCCGGAAAUCAAGAGCUGUGGCGCAACUGGAAUUUGGGAGGGUCCGGAGACCAAGUGCGUGGCUCUUAACCAACCUCGCUUGGGCGGUCCAGGAAUCUGUCCUGCUCUGAAACCCGCUCAAAAUGGAGUUAUCUUUCCACCCAGCUGCACCCAAGGUCCUUCCAGAUUUGGAGACGUCUGCCAAGUUCAAUGCAAUGUCGGUUUUGUGCCCACUGGAUCUUUGUUGACCUCCUGCAUGGUUUUGCAGGGCUGGUCCUUUGGAACCGAGCUCAACUGCAAACCCUUCGAUAACAGUUUGUUUGGCCACCAGUUCAACUGGGGGCAAUGGAAUUCUCCACAACUAGCGACAACCCUUCAAACCCAGGAAGUUCAGGGAUUCAAGCCCUUUAUUAAGUGUCCAGAAAAUGUGGUGAUUUUACUGCAUCCUGGCGAGCAAAAGACUCACGUUACUCUGCAGAGACCCGAAACGAAUCUACGAAAAGGCCAUUUGGUUGCCUAUCCCGCUUGGGCGGGUCAGCUCCAAGGUCAUCUCCCAGCCGGAGUCCAUAAGGUCGACUUCAGAGUAAACGAUCCGGAGAGAAAGCUAACAAUUGAAUGUCACACAAUCAUCACUGUUAAGGCGGCACAAUCUGAAGAAUCAAAUCCCUUCAGCUACCCCUCGAGACCAAGAUCAUCACUUCCCAGACCGGCUCCAUUCGGCACCUUAUCCACAAGCAGUUCAGCUGCAUUCCCCUCAAGUCUUAGUACCACAGAUUCUCAGUCAUCAACUUACUCCGGACUAGAACCUUUGUUCCCAAACACGGCUACCAAGCCAGAUUCCUUUCCCACAUUUUCCAAUCACAUUUCGAGGUCAGAAUUUCCAAGUCAUAGUUCCACAGAUUCCCAGUCAGUAUCUUACUCUGGACUAAAACCUUUGUUUCCCGACACGGCUCCCAAGUCAAAUCCAUUUCCCACAUUUUCCACCCACAGUUCAAUUCCACAGCCCCAAUUUCCGGUUCAAAGUUCCUCAGAUCAGUCUUCAUUAUACUCCAAACUAGAACCCUUUUCCCAAAAAUCCGCUAAGAUAAUUAGUUCUUCUCCUGCGCGUACUGAAAGCACCCGAGUAGACUUGGGGUCCGACUUCGAGAACUAUUGUCCACCUUCUAUUGAAGUCUAUCUGAAGGAGCACCAGGGCCUGCGAUCAGUUACCUGGGAAGAGCCGCGAUUCGAGGGAAAACUGCUUAAGAUCUACAAGUCACAUUUUCCUGGUGCCUUGUUUACGGAGGGAGAUCACACAAUCAAAUACGAGGCCACCACAACCGAUGAAAGAACUCUAAGGUGCACAUUCUUCAUUCGAGUCAAGUCUGCUAAGCCCACUCCUCCACCAAUCCAGCCGAAUAUCGAUUUCGAUUCUGAAUUCAGUUCUGCGCCCGCCCAACUUCGCCGCUUGGAUGAUCCCGGUACCUAUGUCAUUUGUCCGGACAAGGAGCCCGUCCGGGUGACUGCCGAUCAAUCCGUCGAUCUGCCUGUAGGUUGCACUCUGAAAAACGUGCGUCCGCAAUCGAGUCCCCAGAAAAACCUGAAACGUGGCAAACUCACCUCGCUGUGGCAUCAUUAUACUCAUUUCUGAUGUCUGCCUACUAUUGUGUAAACUAUUUACAACUAUUUACUAUGUAGUGUAAACUAUUUGAUGCGCAAUUUAUACAAAUAUUUUUGUACGACUUUUAUAUGCUAAAAUAAAUAUUUUUAAAA